UAAGUCACAUGACUCCGGUGCUUCUGUCGCCCCCUGUCGGUCACAGCUCGCAGCGGCAGGUAAAAGGCGGGGCCACUCGUAUUUGUGGCAGUUACCUGAGAGAGCAACGAGAUUAAAGGACGCUGCUGGCGGCGUCCAUUUUAAUCUACACAAAAAGAAAACAAGAUGGUGGAGCAAACAAGACGGUCGACUCGUGUCGUCACCUUCCAGGCUGGACCUGGCGAGGUGGACACCGGCACCCAGUUUGACGUGAACCUCAGGAUCAGCGACGUUGCUGCACGAGCCUUUGGCCGACAGUUGGCCGUAAUCGGAGACCAGCUCGACCGCGAGUUUUCCAGCCGACCACCGAACCAGCUGCCGACCCCUCUGCAGCUGCUGAGGCCUGCCCAGGACCUGACGAGGACCAUCUAUCGAGACAUCCACAGUCAGUUAUCGGGCCUCCAGGGCUUGUCGGAUGCGGUGAAGGCCUGGAUAGCGAGCGCUGCGCCUGGACAGGGGAUCCUCAAAGCUGAGGCCUUGACAGCCUUGGUUUCCAGUUUUAAACCAGUAACCUGCCCUGGCUGGACCAGAGGAGCUCUUGCGACCGCGGCCCUGGUGGCUGCGGUCACCAUUCUGGGCGCACUGUGGAUGGAAGGGGAAGACUGAAAGGGACACAAGCACAUCUUCUCAGCCUUUAUAUGUUUGAUUUUUUUUUUUUUGUUUUGUUGUUUUUUUGCAAAUGUGUGACAACUAUUCUGAUUUUUUUUCCCAGCUGUUUACUUUACUUCUCCUUUUAUACUAUUUUAUGAGCGGUAUUGAAGUUAAUGGCAAAGACUGUGAACAGCCUCUUGGGCAAUGAAGGGGGAAAUAAAUGGUAAAAAAAUGAAUCUGGGGAUUGUUUAAAUCAGUUUUAUAGAGUUGCCCAAGGAGUUGGUCGGUAUAUUGUAGCGGUGACAUGUUGGUUCUCACUUGUAUUAACGUGGGAAAAGCAUGAUCGCCAUGACCGGACUGUUGCUGGCCUGCAGUCUUUUGUAUCCAAAUUAGUUUCUUACUGGUUUAAGAGGCCAAGGUUUUUACAAAUGAUAUGUCGCCUUGCUUAGUAUAAAAUGAAGGGAGCUGGACUUUCUGUUGCGGAUUUAAAAAUGCUUUUUCAUGUCAUGCAAAUAAACUUCGUAAUGAUGAAAA
Messenger RNA from Mugil cephalus (flathead mullet), 1164 nucleotides. RefSeq names its product BCL2 interacting killer (gene bik). Bases 166 to 645 code for a protein of 159 amino acids. Lineage: Eukaryota; Metazoa; Chordata; Actinopteri; Mugiliformes; Mugilidae. The transcript is spliced from 6 exons. The record is from RefSeq and is a predicted model, not a curated record.